AUGGCGCCUUCAGAGGAUCUCAUCAACUUUGAUGUGAUCGAGGGCCAGAAAGAAAACAUUCAGUCUCUGCCAGGAGGUCGAUCGGCAAAGAAACUGGCACAGCUCUAUUCUCCGACGCCACUUCAACAGAUUCCGACCCCUUCGGACAUCAAGGAUGCCAACGAACGCACAAGAGCCGAGUACGAAGCUGAGGUAGCAGCGGCUGCCGACUCGGAUGAUCCCCUCGAUGCUUUCGAUAGAUACGUCAAAUGGACCUUUGACGCAUACCCUUCGGCGCAAGCCACUCCUCAGUCGCAACUCCUUCCAUUACUAGAACGUGCAACAAAGGCUUUUAUCGGAUCUGCACAAUACAAGAACGACCCGAGAUACUUGAAGCUGUGGCUUCAUUACAUCCGCUUCUUCUCCGAUGCGCCCCGUGAGACGUUCGUCUUUCUCUCGCGCCACAACAUUGGAGAGGGGCUUGCUCUCUACUAUGAGGAGUACGCUGCCUGGCUCGAAGGCGCUGGCCGCUGGAUUCAAGCCGAGGAGGUGUACAAGCUAGGUAUUGAGCGGGAGGCUCGACCAACAGCACGAUUGCUGCGCAAAUUCCACGAGUUCGAACAACGACAAGCCGCCCAGCCCGAUGCUACUGAUGCCCCGACAUCCCCAGCGAUUCCUGCUGUGCGAAAAGCGCUAGGAGCAAAGGUUGAUCCUUUCGCAUCAGCCCGCGCUGUCGAUCCUCAAGCACCAGCAACCGAUGCAGCUGCCGGUGUCGCGACUUCCAAGCCAAAGAAGUCUAAGCUGGCCAUUUUCUCCGACGCUGAUGCAGCGCCACCAGCAUUGCCCUCGUCGAGCGGAGGCACCAAGGGUUGGGAUGACAUUGGAUCGCUGGCCGACAGGAAGAAGGAAAACACAGUAGCGCCAAAGCCAUGGGCGGGAGAGACGUUGCAGGCGGGAGGAAAGAAGAGCACCGCGCCAAAGAUGUCUAUCUUCAGGGAUCCGUCCUUAGCAAGAAUAGCAGAGUCUCAUAUUGUCAUCGCACCAUCGAAACACCAAGUGAUCAUAAAUCCGGCGAAUGGAAAGCGAGAACGUGUUUUUGUUAACCUUGAAGCCGUAUACCCUACGCCCGAAGAACCGGGCACAGAGCUAAGUUUUGAGGAGAUAUGGGCUGCCACUCGGGGCUGGCUUGAUUGUUCGUGGGAAGAAUACGAGAACGAAGAAAACGAUCACGAUAACACCUUGCAGCCGAUUGACGAAAACGUUCAAAUGGAUAUGCUCAAUCAAAAACUGGCCACAAAACUAGUAGUUCAUCACGACGUCGUCGAGCUUGACGAGAACGGCGCAGUCAAGCAACAGCAUAAGCCCAGCAAACCUAAAAAGAAAAAGCUGAUGGAAGUCAACGAGACGCAAAUUAUCAAGGCGAAGCUGGACUCGCCGGCCAAACCUAAGAUGAGAAAGAACAAAUCAUCUGAACCAACCAUGACGCUUCAUACCAGGGCAGCCACGGACGAGAUUUAUGAUCUCUUCAACGCUCCCCUAGAAGCGCCUGAGGAUCAGAAUGAGAGCGACGAAGAUGAGUACAUGUCUGAUGACGAUUACACUAGUGGUGGAGAAAGCACGUGUACCACCCGUCAGAUUUCGAUGAGUGAGGCUGGGGAUGAUGAGACAUCUGAUGUGAAGAGUGUGAGCGAGUGGUCAGACUUUACUGCUCGAAAGCACAUUCCAGACGUUAAUGAUGAAGAUGUUGACAUGGAUGACGGAGAGGGAGAUGAUACUCGUGGUUCAAACUUCAUCAACACCAACCAUGACAACAUUUCGGGCCACAUCACAGGCGAAUACGAGCAUACCGAGGAUCAUGACCUCCACACUCCAAUUGAUGAAGAAGAUCCUCAGACCAUGUUUGUUCCAAUCCCACCGGAGGACUGGGUGCCCAAUUCUCGGCCGUAUAGGGACCCGGCCGAGGUGGCUAACAACCGCCUUCCGUUUAUGACCCCUAUCACGGAACGUACCGAGUCUUCUCUUGGUUUUGUUACUGGUGCUAAAGCUAGGGCUGCUAUGACGCCCGUCUCGCAAGGGAUUCCAGAAGACGACGAGGAGGAUGAUGAAGACUUCGAACCUCUCAGCAGCCCUCUGCGUGAGAUUCUUGGUCAUGACCGGUCUCCCGUCAAAAUCGCACAGCCCGUGCUUCAGAAGAGCACGAAAAGUACAGCAACAACAAAGACGAUUCCGAAGGGACCUCUUAUCACGGACCUACAAUGCAAUCCGGUAGAUGAAGCCGUUCGAGGAGAAAUUCUAAAAAUGAUGCACCCUCCGCUAAGCUCUUACUCUGGCUUCUUUGACCACAGAGAUACUCGCUGCAAUCGUGGUGCCGAGAUUCGAAAAUUUGGCAAAACGUCCAAAGCGGGCAAAAACGGCAACAGCGACCGAAGCAGCAUCAGUAAUCCAAUCACCCUAGAGUUCCCCGGAGUCAAGUCGACCUACACCUUGAAGCGCGAGCUUGGCGCUGGUGCUUUCGCUCCCGUUUAUCUCGUAGAGAACUCCAGUCCUGAUCAAAAUGCUGACGACGAAGGGUCACUUGUCGAGAUGGGCAAAGGUGCCUUUGCUACAUCCCGACGCUCAGCACAAGAAGCUUUGAAGAUGGAGCUGCCGCCCACAGCCUGGGAGUUCCAUAUGAUGCGCCUCGCUGCCACGAGACUUGGCCCUCAGCACAGAGCCACAGCCAGCAUAAGCGCUGCGCACGAGCUGCACUUGUACCAAGAUGAGGGCUUCCUCUUACUGCAGUAUCAUCCACACGGCACUUUGCUCGAUGUCGUGAAUUUCUUCCGAGAACAACCGUCCGGAGCCAUGGACGAACCGCUGGCGAUGUUCUUCACCAUCGAGCUUCUUCGCACCAUCGAAACGCUGCAUUCGAAGCAAAUCCUUCAUGGCGAUCUGAAGGCAGACAACUGUUUACUGCGCCUCGACGCCUUCUCGGGCGAGCAAUCCUUGAGCAGUCAAUGGCAACCAGACGGCAGCGCCGGCUGGUCCUCUCGUGGCAUCGUGCUCAUCGACUUUGGUCGCGGCAUCGACAUGCGCGCCUUCGACCCGGACGUCCAGUUCAUCGCCGACUGGAAGACGACGGCGGCCGACUGCGCCGAGAUGCGCGAGGGCCGGCCCUGGACCUGGCAGAUCGACUACCACGGCCUCGCCGGCAUCGUCCACUGCCUGCUCUUCGGCCGCUACAUCGAGACCGUCCGCUGCGACCAGGGCGGCCUCGGCACCACCGCCGGCAGGCGCUAUAAGAUACGCGAGAGCCUUAAGCGCUACUGGCAGACUGACAUCUGGGCGGCCUGUUUCGACCUGCUGCUUAACCCGGGCAGCUUCGCCAAGAACGAGGACGCCGCGCGCAUGCCUGUCAUGAAGGGCAUGAGAGAUAUCAGGGUGCAGAUGGAGACGUGGCUCGCGGCCAACUGCGAGAAGGGACUGGGCUUGAAAGCCCUUAUGGGACGCGUCGAGGGCUUCGCGAGCGCGCGUUCGAGGAAGUAG
This is a messenger RNA of Truncatella angustata, 3504 nucleotides long. Its product is annotated as Mad3/BUB1 homology region 1-domain-containing protein. The transcript is spliced from 3 exons. Lineage: Eukaryota; Fungi; Ascomycota; Sordariomycetes; Amphisphaeriales; Sporocadaceae. Gene Ontology annotation, molecular function: protein kinase activity; ATP binding. Gene Ontology annotation, biological process: meiotic sister chromatid cohesion, centromeric; mitotic spindle assembly checkpoint signaling; protein phosphorylation. Bases 1 to 3504 code for a protein of 1167 amino acids. The record is from RefSeq and is a predicted model, not a curated record.